Triticum turgidum subsp. durum (durum wheat) is the source of this 1806-nucleotide messenger RNA. The record is from the annotation of a GenBank genome assembly. Lineage: Eukaryota; Viridiplantae; Streptophyta; Magnoliopsida; Poales; Poaceae.
AUGGACGAUGUAAGUGCAGUGCCAAGGGUUAUGUCGUUCCAGUUAUUAAAUGAAAUUACAAAAAAUUUCUCUACGGAAAUGAAAAUUGGCGCUGGAUCAUUCGGAAAUGUUUAUAAGGGACAGCAUACAGAUGGGGAAUGGAUUGCUGUGAAGCUGCUUCAUAAUUACAUUCCAGGACUUGAAGAUGAGCAAUUUGAGAAGGAGUAUCACAAUCUCGCAAAUCUGCAACACAACAAUAUUGUGCGGUUAGUUGGCUAUAGUCAUGAAACUCGGCGAGAAUUCCUACCUUAUAAUGGUGACCUGGUCUUGGCUGACAUUACACAGAGAGCACUUUGCUUUGAAUAUAUGCAAAAUGGAAGCCUUGACAAAUUUCUUACUGAUGAAUCUAAGGGACAUGAUUGGCGCACACGCUAUGCAAUAAUUAAAGGAAUUUGUCAGGGUUUGAAAUAUCUUCAUGAGGAAUUGCAAACUCCAAUGUAUCAUUUGGAUUUAAAACCAGCCAAUGUACUGCUAGAUGAAAAUAUGGUGCCCAAAAUCGCGGAUUUUGGCUUGUCAAGGCUCUUCGGAGGAGAACAGUCAAAAUUCACAAAAAGUGACAUAGGAACACGUGGGUAUGUACCACCGGAAUAUAUAGACGCCUGUAUAAUCUCCAUUAAGUUUGACAUAUUCAGUUUGGGUGUGGUAAUUAUAAAGAUAAUGGCAGGACCAACGGCAUACUUUCGAAGUGCUGAAAUGUCUCCCCAAGAAUUCAUAGAGAUUGUACAUGCUUACUGGAACACUAAGCUACAAACAACACUGGUUCACGCAUUGGAGCCAUAUUCCAAACAAGUAAAGAGAUGCAUAGAAAUAGCUUUAAAUUGUGUGGAUGCAGAUCGACACAAAAGACCAAGUAUAGGGGAAAUCAUUAAUGUUUUGAAUGAGAUGGAGACUGCAAUACAAGUCCCUGGCGCUUCAAUGAAUCACACAGGAUCAUCGAUGAACAAGAUAAAUAGCGACCAGGAAAGAGAGUUCCUAAUUAGGGAUGCAAAGGAAACGCUGGAUUAUGUACAUCGAGGACAAGGGAACACAUCAUUCGAGGACUGCCGACAAACUCACAUAGCAGAACUAGAAGAACAAGAGAGGAAAAGACUGAGCACGGCGGUGAAUAUCUUUGGUGAAGUAGUUGACAACUACAAGUUGGAUCAAAUGCCAGAGUACAUGGGGAAACCUAAGAAGCGGGAAGACCGAGCACGCGAGGCCUUGAAUCUGAUGUGCGAAGACCGCAAAGAUGUCAUGGCUUGCAGGUACUUGUGUCCCAAGGUAAUCAUCCAAGUCUAUUGGCCGCGGGCCACGCAGUGCUUCAUCUAUAACGCGACCGGCGACACCCUCUACCACGUCGGCAACCAUGACUGGUCUGGGCAUAUCCUCAAUGGCAGGGGCUACCCUGAACGGAUUGGCAAUGGGCAGUGGGCUGCCUUCGUUCACUGCCAAGGGUCAUUUUCAGGUUCGAUGGCAUCGGUUAUCUACCGUGGCAAGAACAAAGAUGGUGGAGACCAGCACUACCUGGUUUCCUGGAGUAACCCAAUUAGAUAUACUUUUGGGUCCAACAAGGCUUAUUGCGGGAUCGGCCCUGUAGACUACUUCCAUACACGUUGGGAUCAUACACACGAGAACCUUUCAAAUUCAGAUAACUAUUCAUACGCCAAGUCUGACGGAUGCGAGAUUGAUUCAAAAAUUGGCAAGCGUGAUGCCCCAUUUUUUACUGCAAAGAUCACCUCACUGGUUGGUCAUCUCCAGCAUUGUGCAAGGAUCUAUAUGGAUAAAUAG